Molecule: messenger RNA, 1737 nt
Organism: Drosophila sulfurigaster albostrigata
Lineage: Eukaryota; Metazoa; Arthropoda; Insecta; Diptera; Drosophilidae
Product: hsc70-interacting protein 1-like
Molecular function (GO): protein dimerization activity; Hsp70 protein binding
Source: RefSeq, a predicted model, not a curated record
CACUGACGAAAAACCGGAGAAAAAAGAAGCAAGAAUUUUAUUAGACUUCUGAGCACAACUUGCACUUAUUUGAGUUCGUGUUUUUUUUUGUGUGUGCGAAAAUUCGAGAAUAUUAAUAGUGAUGGCGGCCCCAAUACAACAUGAAGAUUUGCUUAAGCUGAAGAGUUUCAUCGAGUUUGUGAACACAAAUCCAACGGUGUUGAAUAUGCCGCAACUGCAGUUUGUGAAGGAUUUCGUGGAGAAGUUCGGCGGCAAGGUGCCCGAUGGUGACUUCAAGAUGCCCGAAGCGGGCAGCAAAUGUCCAUUUGGUGGCGAUGCUGGCGGUGCCAAAGCAAAGCCGGCUGCUGAUGCUUCUUCAGCUAAGGCCGAUGAGGAUGAUUCCGAGGAAAGCGACUCCAAUGAAUCGGAGCCCGAAUCAGACAUUGAACUUGAUAUGGAAGGCGUCAUUGAAGCCGACAAAGAUGCUGCCCAGCCUAUGGGGGAUUCGUCCAAAGAGCCGACGGAAGAGGAAAUCGAUCAGGCUGGCGAUUUGCGUUCCCAGGCAGCUGCCGCCUAUGGCGAACAGAAAUUCGAUGAGGCCAUUAGCUUCUACAGCAAGGCCAUUGAACUCAAUCCGGGCAAUGCUUUAUUCUAUGCCAAGCGUGGACAGGCAUUCCUCAAGCUGAAGAAACCAAAUGCCUGUAUUCGCGACUGCGACAAGGCUCUUGAACUUAACUGCGAUUCGGCGGCCGCCUAUAAGUUCCGUGGACGUGCCCAUCGCUUGUUGGGCGAGUUCGAGAAGUCCGCAAAGGAUUUGCGUCAGGCAUGCAAACUGGACUUCGAUGAGGAGGCCGAUGAGUGGCUGCGCGAAGUCACACCGAAUGCCCAGAAGAUUGAGCAGCAUCGCAUCAAGCAGGAACGCAAGCAGGCGGAGCGUGACAUCAAGAAUCGCCAGCGUGCUCAGAGUCGUGCUCGCAAGGAGCAAGCCAAGCAACAGAGUGCUGCGGGUGGCUCGUUCCCUGGCGGUUUCCCAGGUGCUGGUGGUUUCCCUGGAGCUGGUGGUUUCCCUGGCGCAGGUGGAUUCCCAGGUGCUGGCGGCUUCCCUGGCGCUGGAGCUGGUGGCAUGCCGGCUGGCUUUGAUAUGGGCGAUUUGAUGUCGAAAAUGAAGGAUCCUGAAGUUGCUGCGGCCAUGGAGGACAUUUUGGGCGAUCCGGCCAAAUUCUCCAAAUACAUUGGCAACCCUAAGGUGUCCAAUUUGAUGAAGACCUUCUUCCCGGGCGGAUUCCCCGGUGGCGAAGGAGCUGCUGGAGCAGCUGCCAGCGAUGCUGCUGGUAACAAUUCGAAUCCUUCGGGCAGCGAUGCGGAGGGCAAGUCAUCAACAAACAGCAGCGAGGCACCAAAGCCCAAAAAGCAGGCGGACUUUGUGGAUGAUGGACUCGACUAGAAAGUGUACACAGCUUGGCAACAGCAGCAACACAACAACAAUAACAAUUACAAUCGAAACAUUUACCAAAAACAAUUGCACACAUAUAAACAAAAACAAACAAAGAAACACAUGAAAAAGAGCAAGACAGCAAGCAAAGAAACACACUAAAGAGAAAAGGAUAGCUAAAGGAAUGGGAAAAGACUUUAAAUGUAACAACAACAAAAACAAAAAACAAUUUGAAUAAUUUGAAAUGUUGCGUUGCGUUGCGCUGCUGUUUGUUGAUGAACAGCGUUAACUUUGCCAUAACACAAAGAAUACGACAGAAAAAAAUU